AGGAGAUGUAGGUGUAGUGGAGUAGGUGAAAUGGAGUAGGUGGAGUAGGUGUAGUAGGUGUAGUGGAGGUGGUAGUAGGUGGUAGGUUUUAACACUCGUGGUGCUUGUGGUGCUUCUGCUGCCAAUACUACUCCUUGGAGUUGGAACAAUAACAAGAGAAAAAGAAAGAUGAGGAAGAAGAAGAUCAUGGCCAUUUGCAUACUAAUUUCCUUGUGGAGUUUCAAAUUCAAUGCCUCCUCAUCCUCAUCCUCAUUUGUCACUUUCUUCAAGUCAACAUCCUCUUUGCAGAGCCGGCCCUGGCCAAAGGCAAGCAAGGCAGCCGCCUUGGCCCCCAAAUUUCGAUAAAUUUUAAGGACUCCUGAAUAACUCUUAUGGUGUUAGUAGGUUUAAAAAUAUGUCCAAAACAACUCAUUUAACUUCACAAUCUAAAUUUAACGUUUUUAGAGCAUGUUUAACUCUUUAUUUUUUUCCCAAUUUAAUUUGAUUAUAGAUUUGAGUACAAACUUGAUUUAAAUAAAUGAUUUUUUUAUUACUUAUACAUGAAGGGCUCCAAUUUUAAGACUCCGCCUUCCAUCUCAAAAAUCCUAUCGCCAGCCUUGUCUCUAUCUUAAUGUCAAAUUCCUCAUCCUGUCUCUAUCUUCAAGCAGUGUGUGACAAAAUCAAAACAAAACAGCCAUAGUUUGAAGUUUAACCCACUUCGUUGCAUUUACUAGGCUGGUAUCAUUUUCUAUGUGACUAUUUUAAUUUCGAGCAACGAAAUAGUUGGCCAAAUCACAUUCCAGUGAUAACAUAAUAGAGGUGAUGUGAGUAUAUGGUUUGAUUUGGUUCGGUUCAAUUUAGGAACAAAUCAAGAACCAAACCACUACUUACGAUUCAACUCUCUGAAAUUUAGAAUCAAACCAAAUUAUAAAAAUUUUAAAACCAAAUCAAACCGAAUCAAUAAAACGUGGUUCGAUUUGGAUUAAAGCCACGAUUCUCACAAAAUAUUGAUUACAACUUGCUCAAAUGUCAAACAAUAUGCCGUUAGUUUUCAAACAAAAAUUAUUUAAAUAAUGAAGAGUGAUAGAAACCCCCUCCAAUCACCAACCCCACCACCCCACACACAUGUGGUAGGUGGUGAUUGGAGGACAUGGGAAACAAAAAAAAAAAAAAAAAAUCCAAUCAAUGAGAGAGAGAGAGGGAGUCAAAGGGGGUGGGAAAAAAAGGGAGUCUUAGACAUUUUUAUUAAAUAAUUAUGUAGAAGUAAUUUUACCACUAAUUACAAGCCUAAGUCUACUUUUCUUAAAUUUGGAUACUUUUUUAGGUAACAUAAGUUGCAGAAAGUUAUUAAUAACUUGUGUAUAUGUGGUGGGGAUAUUAAUCAAGUAGUUGGGGGUAUUAUUAACAAAAUAUAUAUAUUUAAACGGUUUGAUUAGGACCCAUUGAGAAAACUAAACUAAUCCUUACAAUCCAGUUUACAAUUUUUUUUAUUUUUUUAUUUUUUUGAUAUUUUUCCUUAGCCCUUUAAUAUAAUAUUAUAACACAAGCCUUGAAAUUACUAGCCACAACAAGGGGAUUUGGGCAACUGCAAACAGACUCACUCUGAUAUGAUUUCCCUUCCCUUCUCUUCCCUUCCAUCAUCCAUCCAUGUCUAGGCUUCUUUUCUUCAUUCUUCUGUUUGUCCUGUUUUUAGUGAACUGUGAUGCUUUAAGAACAAGUGAUAGGAACUGUGAUUCUUCUUCUUGUGGGAACAUUCAAAACAUCAGAUACCCAUUUCGAUAUGAAGGUGACCCGGAAAAUUGCGGAAACAAGAGAUAUGAACUGGCCUGCCACAACAAUCAUCCACUGCUUGACUUACCAUCUGCGGGUGAUCCUAAAUACUACUAUGUGCAGGCAAUCAACUACAACAACUACACAAUCCGAGUCGUGGAUAUGGGCAUUCAAAAUGGAAGUUACUCCUCCCUCCCUCUUUAUUCUUUAUCCUAUGAAAACUUUACUGGUCCUGCUUUUUCUUAUGAUGAUUAUAAUUCAUAUGGUUCAUAUAAUCCAGAUGAGUUCCAAUGGGAGUUUCCCUGUCUUGAAGCUGUAGCAGUGCUGGUGGAAUGUGAAAAUCCAGUGAAUUCUCCACUAUACAUGAACACUAAAUAGAUGAGAUAGUUGCAGCUACCUUGUGGUCGCCUUUACCUCCAACAACAGAAGCAGCAGCAGCAGCAGCAGCAGCAAAUUAUAACUUUUCCAGUAGCUUCAUGGAAUUCCACGCACAGUUAGCCUCUGGAUUUG
This is a messenger RNA of Camellia sinensis, 2259 nucleotides long. NCBI's taxonomy places the organism in Eukaryota, Viridiplantae, Streptophyta, Magnoliopsida, Ericales, Theaceae. The record is from RefSeq and is a predicted model, not a curated record.